AUGAGUGUUCCAAGUCGUACAUUCAUAAUGAAGAAUGGAUUAUAAUUCACAAUUGAGACAAAGAAAUUACAAGGUGAAAAAAAUUUUUGUAAACCUCCAUCAAAAGAUGAAAUAGAGAAAUAAUUUAUUGAAUGGCUACAUUAGGUAUCAUUUUGAUAAUUUUUAAGAUUUGCUUAGAGUAAAAAGAAUUAGAACAAAUAAAACAACUUGAACCCAAAUAUAAGUUCAGAAUAUGUUAAUUGUACAAUAACUUUAUAUUAACAUAAAAGAAGAAUUAAAUAAAUGAAGAAACAAAAAUAAAAAAAAUACUUGAAGAAACUAAGCUUUAAAUAAUUAGACUUAUUUAGGAUAAUUCUGAUCUUCAUUUAAAUUGUAAAUUUAUUAAUAUAUAUCUCAGCCUUACUAAAUAACUUAAAGGAAUAAUAAUAACUCUAAUAUAUUAAUGAGAAGCUGCAAUUAAUUAAAUAAUACUUAGUUGUGUAAACAUUAUUGAUGAAAUUAAAACAGUUAGAGGAAUAGUCAAGAAUAUAGAAAAAUUUUAGGGAAUAAACUACUAUUUUAGAAUUUUUUGAAUUCUUGCUAUAAUUUAAGAUUGGGAGAGAAUGUUUAAUGGUAGAUGGUUUUUUUGGAGUAUUGUUUAGUAAUUUUCAUCCAAUUGAAACCAAAAUUACAGGAAUUACACUUAAGAUAUUAUCUGGAAGUAAAGGAUUAAGUUGGUAACCUGGAUGUGUCUAAAAAAUAUUAGAAGCUAUGCAUAAAUUUUAGAAAACAUAUUAACUAUAAAAUAGGUUCAAUUUAAAAUUUAAAAUUUAGAUUCGAUAUCUUAGUAAGAACCAUCUAUGCCUCUAAGAAUUUAAUUAUGGUAUUUCUAAUAAUUAAAUUCUUAUUCAAAUUUCUAUAUUCCUUAGACAAUGAAAUAGUUGAUGAAGUUGUUAAAGAAUUUUUUGAUUCUAAAGUUAAUGAUAAAAAAGUAAAUGAAGUAUUUUGCUUGGUUUAAGCAAGAAUAUAAAAAUAAUUAUAUUAAAAAGAGGAUUGUACUUAUGAAUCUGUUAGAAAAGACUUAAAAAAGUUUUAACAUCCCUUAGCAUCAGAUGGAAGUGAAUAAUUACUAACUAAUAGAUUUAAAACAUAAGAUUUCAUUAUUCCUGAAAAGAUUAAUUUACAAGAUGUAGUACCAGAAAUAGUUAAAAAUGAAUCUUUGAAUUAAGAUUUUAAAAAUGAUCAAUACUAUUAUUUUGAGUUUGGUUAAGAUUCAAUAUUUUAUGGAAUUCAAAGAAAUGUCUUAGAAUGGAUAAAUGCUAUUUUAAAUAUAUAUUCAUUAUUAGAUAACAAUUAAGAUUCAUUUCUAAAAGCUGCUAGUGAAAUUUAAGUUACUGAUUUUUAUUAUGAUAAUAAUUCAACCUAAUUAUCAGAUCCCUAUAUAGAAUUAGUGCCAAAAGAAAGAGGAUCUAGUUUUGAUUCACCUACUAAAAUUAUAAAACAAAUUGAUUCCUCCAAAAAUUCUGAAAAUUAACUUACUUCAUAAUAAGAUGAGAUAUUAGCAGAAUUAGAGGAUUAUAAAAAGUAACUUCAAAGUGAAAAAGAGCUAUGUUCAGAAAAAGAACUUGAAUUAAAAUCACUUAUAGAUGAAAAUGCCAUUUUCAAAGCUGAGAAUGAAGAACUUAAAAAAUAAAUAGAUAAAUCUAAAUAAACGAUAAUAGAAUUAUAAAAAAAAAUUGAAAAACUUGAAUAAAAAUAACUAUUUAAUUAAAAUAAUGAUAACAUAUAAUAGAAUUAGGCCAAAAAUUAUCAAAAAAUAUAAGAAAAAUAAAUUUAAUAAGCUUAGAUUUUAGUAUCAUUCAAUUUAAAAAAAUAAAUUUAAAAUACAUUUGUAUAAACUGAAAACUAGCCUGAAGAGUUAUAGAAUAGACUUUAGAAUUAAAUUACUCAAAAUUCCUCUACUUUAAAUUCAACACCUCCUUAAACUGUUCAAAAGGAAGCAUCUAACCCUCCACCUCCACCACCACCACUUCCUAAAACACAAACUCCUCCCCCACCUCCUCCUCCUCCACCACCAUUAAAGAAUGGAGCUCCCCCACCUCCUCCACCACUACCGCCUUCAAAGAACGGAGCUCCUCCACCUCCACCACCACCACCACCUUCAAAGAACGGAGCUCCCCCACCUCCACCACCACCACCUCCACCAUCAAAGAAUGGAGCACCACCUCCACCACCUCCUCCUAGAAAUGGUGGAGCUCCACCACCACUUCCUAUAGACAAUAAUCAAUAAUAAACUUCUAAUUAAAUGGUUUAAUAAUUUCCAUCAAUACCUAUUCGUAAUUUGAAUUGGGUAGCAAUUAAUAUGUAGAAUUAAAAUAAUUCUAUUUUUCAAAAAAUAUCAAAUGAUGUAGAAGAAAUUAAUGUAGAUUUUUUGUUGUUAGAAAAGAACUUUACUAAAGUUUAACCAAAAGAACAAAAUAUAAAAUAAUCUAGUGCUUAAUAAACAAUUGCCAAAAUUACUCUUUUAUCUUCUGAAAGAUCUAAAAAUAUUGAGUUAGUUUUGGGUAAAUUAAAACUUCCAAAUAAUAUAAUAAUAAAGCUUUUAAAAUCUUUUGAUGAUAAAAUAUUAACAUCUGCCAUAAUUGAAAGUUUAGAUGGAAUUUGUCCAACUGAAGAAGAAGUAAAAUAAUUAUCAGAAUAUUCUGGUGAAAAAGAUUAAUUGGGUAAUCCUGAAUUAUUUGUCGAUGCUUUAAGAACAGUUAAUGGUUUCUAACAUAGAUUAAAGGCUAUCAAAUUUAAAAUUGGUUUUAAAGAAUAGGUUGCAGAUUUAAAAAAGAAGAUUAGCACUCUUGAUUAAAGUUUCUUAAAAGUAAGAUAAAUGCCUGAAAUUGAAACACUUUUUAAAGUUGUAUUAAAAAUUGGUAAUUUUUUAAAUGGUAAAAUUUAUGAAUUUAAUAUAAUUAGCAUCUACAAGCAGAGGAAAUGCAAAGGGAUUUAAAAUAGAUACAAUAGAAAAAUGUGCAGAUAUGAAAACAAGUGAUGCUUAAGAGAAUUUACUUUAUUAUGUGAUAGAUUUAACAGAAAGUAUAUUGAAAAAAGAAAUAAUAGAUGAAUAAUGUAAUAAAUUAAUAAUAUUAAAUACAGCUAUAUAGAGUUUGGAACCAAUUGAAAAGAUAUCAAUAUCACAAUUAUAAAUAGAUUUUUCGGAUAUUAAAAAAGGAUUAAAUGUUGUAACAAAAGCGAUGGAAUAUUAAACUGAAGACUAAGAAGAUUAAGUUAGAACAUUUCUAUAGCCAUUGCAGGAAGAAAUUAAAACAAAUAUUUUUAUUAUAGAAUAAUAAUUAACUUAAUUGGAGGAUAAUUAUAAAUAAAGUGCUGCUUAUUUUUGUGAAAAUUAAAAAGAUUCUUCUGAAAAAUUUGGAGAAAAAAUACUCAAAAUGUUAAGAUGUUUACUGAAAAAUAAAAAAGAAAAGAUUUAAAAAGAGGAAAGAAAGAAAAAGUAAUAAGAAAUAUUAUAGAAAUAAUAAUAAAAAAAUAUGACAUAAUCUAAUUAAAAAGCAUAACCAUAACCACUAUCUGCUCAAUCUAUGAAACAUGCAUCUUCUGGAAAUUCUAAUUAAAGUACUCCAAAUGUAGCUGCUUUUAAAUUAGUAAAUCAAAAUGAAAUAGAAGUUAAAUAAUUUGGAAUUUGCAAAGAAAUAUAGGAAUUAAGAUAAAUGAGAUAAAUUAAACUUACUAAUUCCAUGAUUUAAAAUGAAGAUCAAGAUAUAGUAAAUAAUAAUAAAUGA
This is a messenger RNA of Paramecium primaurelia, 3767 nucleotides long. Lineage: Eukaryota; Ciliophora; Oligohymenophorea; Peniculida; Parameciidae. The record is from the annotation of a GenBank genome assembly.